Pochonia chlamydosporia 170 is the source of this 813-nucleotide messenger RNA. Its product is annotated as nad dependent epimerase protein. The transcript has a single exon. Bases 1 to 813 code for a protein of 270 amino acids. The record is from RefSeq and is a predicted model, not a curated record. NCBI's taxonomy places the organism in Eukaryota, Fungi, Ascomycota, Sordariomycetes, Hypocreales, Clavicipitaceae.
AUGGAAGCCUCAAACGAAACAACUCAACCGCAAGCCCAACGUGAAAUGAAGGUCCUCUCAGUCGGCUUGCCACGUACAGCUACUCUUUCCAUCGCCGAAGCUCUCACAAUACUGGGCUACCAAAAUGUAUACCACUCUUUGCGAACGCCAAAUGUCGAAGACCACCACCCCAUCAUCAAUCGUGCCGCGGACGGCUCAUUCCCAACACUCAAAACAUACGACCGCAAGAAGGAGAUGACGCGAGGUGACUGGGAUAAAGUCUUUGGUAAUUCCGAAGCCGCAACCGAGGUCGCCAGCCUGUUUGCUCCACAGCUCAUCCAAGCAUAUCCAGAGGCAAAGGUGAUUCUCGUCAUCCGCGACUACGACGCCUGGUACAAAAGCUUAGACGAAACACUCCUAAAAGGCCUUUGGAGCCCGCUAGCCAACUUUUUUGCUUCCUAUGUGCAGCCGACUAUUGGUGUUUCCAGCAUCGCAGUGACGCGGAAAGUGGCUCUGGGUUUCUUUGCGGCGAAUAGCGUGGAUGAGAUUCGUCAAAAUGCAAGGGAGGUAUACGACAGACAUCAUCGCCAGAUUCAAGAGAUGGUACUGCCUGAUAACUUGUUGGUGUACAAGAUGGGUGAUGGCUGGGCGCCUCUAUGUGAAUUCUUGGGGAAGCCGGUCCCAGACAUGGAGUUUCCGUGGGUGAAUGAAGCGGAUGAACUUAAAGGAAAGACUGUUCAGAUGCUCAAGUCACAGCUUUUUGAGGCGGCAAGAAAGGUGCUUUUGCCAAACUUUGUUACAACGGCAAUAGCAAAAAGAUUAAAUAUUAACUAA